Morone saxatilis (striped sea-bass) is the source of this 2384-nucleotide messenger RNA. It is a transcript of the gene fbxo4, whose product is annotated as F-box protein 4. The transcript has 7 exons. The record is from RefSeq and is a predicted model, not a curated record. Gene Ontology annotation, cellular component: SCF ubiquitin ligase complex. Gene Ontology annotation, molecular function: protein binding. Gene Ontology annotation, biological process: protein polyubiquitination; SCF-dependent proteasomal ubiquitin-dependent protein catabolic process. Lineage: Eukaryota; Metazoa; Chordata; Actinopteri; Moronidae. The coding region runs from base 141 to 1397 and encodes 418 amino acids.
GGACUACAAUACCCACAAUGCACCACUACCGCCAGCAACAAGGAAGUGUGGCCCGACAGGGAAACGUCAACUUUGUACAUGUCGACACAUAAGAGUGUGUUUUAUAAGCUAUUCCCUUAUUGUCACUCACAUUUGGAGUCAUGGCAGGAGACAGCCAGCAGCUCAGCGAGUCGGUAGUGAUCCGCAGUCUCAGGCGCUUCAGAGACAGAUAUUUCCCGAGUAGUGGGGAAGUUGUCAAAGAUGAAUUGACGCCUGUUGUGGAGACGGGAGAAGAACCGCAACCGGGAUUUUUGGAUAGCUUACCGGUGGACUUACAGUUCCUGAUCAUGACAUUUUUGUCUCCUGCGGAUAUCUGCCGCUUUGGAGCCACCAGUCGGUACUGGAGGGCCAUGGUUAGAGAUCCGUUACUGUGGAGGUACUUCCUGCUCAGGGACAUGCCAUACUGGCCCUCCAUUGAUCAUGUGACCAUGCCCCAUCUGGAGUUGUUGGAUGCACCACUAAUCAACGAGAAUGAGACCCUGGACGAUAGAGAAGAGGGGGAAGACAAAUGGAUGAAAUCGAAAUUGGACUACAUGUCAGAGUACCUGAAAGGCUGCCCAUCCUGCAGGCAACAAUGGCUUCCUUCACGACCGGCGUAUGAGGUUGUGACCUCAUUCCUUCAGUCUCUGGUGCCCUCAUCUGAACCGCGUUACGCCAUGUUCGGACCCGGCAUGGAGCAGCUGGAUGUCUCUUUAGUCACGAGGCUCAUGCAUGCCCCAGAUGUGCUUCCUGUGUCGGGCACUCCACACAGACAGAUAAAUGGUAUCGGCUCUGGGAUCAGUUACAUGUUCAACAACCAACACAAAUUUAAUAUCCUGACACUGUACUCAACCAAUAGGGCAGAGAGGGAAAGAGCCAGAGUGCAGCAGCAGAGCAUCAGUAAUAAACUUUUUACGUUUGAAGGAACAGAUGAGUCAGGCUACCCAAUCUACAGUCCUGCUCCUCAGGUGCAGGAAGUAUGCCAGGUGGUGGAUGGUUUUAUCUAUGUAGCCAAUGCAGAGCCUGGGAAAGCGCAGAACACUGAAGACAAAAACGUGUCUUCAAUAGAUGAGGGGGAGUCCGAGGUGGCUCAGAUUCGGGCCGUGCUGAGCUCUGCCGGAGGUUCAGCGUGCAGGCCUCUGCUGGUGCUUUCCUGUGUCUCCAGAGGAGAACCAGAAGCAGUCGGAUCAGCAAGCCUGCAAACUAUUACCAGCAGAAACGGUGCCAAGUGUCGGACUCCCUGUGUUGACAUGGCGAAGAGACUCGGCCUACCCCAACUGGCCAUCCCCUGGAUGGUGCAGGACACAGUAGCAGAAUCCCUGUCAGGUCUUCUGGAUGGCAUUUCCUGGUUGCUGAGAUGUUCUGGAGUCAAACUCUAGCUAGUGACCUAACCUAAUUAAAACUACAGAACUCUUGCACUGAAUUUCUCAAGAUAAGAACACUGCACAUGGAAUUUAAUGAGAGAUCCUGCUGCUCAUCCAAUGCUUCCUUAUUUUCAGAAAGAACCAUAUGAAGGAUGUUAAUAUAUUAUAUGUUAGUAUAAGUUAAUUUAUAUGCCAUAUCAUGGUACAGGUUUACAAUUGGUGAGCUGCUAACUAACCUGUUAGCCCACUGGUUUAAUUCGAAUUGUACAUUAUUUUACAGUUAAGAGUGUUUGAAAAAUGCUGAAUACUUUACAUCUUUUUGAUUUGUUGCACAAUGACUUUGUUUUACAAAUGGUUUUAGAAUUAUAUGUUUUUCUCGUGGUGAGUGAGUCACACUUUCAGCUUCCAACGCUGAUAACGCACUGUUAAAUGUCUGUUAAAUAACCAGUAAAUUGCUGUAAUUACAAUGACAAAACUAUUCUCUGUUAAUGAGUCAUGUUUUCUCUCUUCUCCUUUUCCUUUUCUUUUCUUUGUUCUUAUUUCUAUCUCAUGCACAUAUUUCAUUUUAUUUCAUUCAUUUCAUAUUUCAAACAGCAGUAGAAGGUAUUUUCUUUCUAGUCUGUUAAGUAAUGUGCCACAGUCUUGCCCUGUGGUUCCUUUCCUCUGACAUCAGCCCUGGAAUGAAAACUUAAAUCCACAAGCAUGGAUCAAUAUCCUGUUUGUCCACCAGGGAGCGUUACUGGUAGCUAUGUGAUAAGUUAAUGAAAGGUCUGCCUUUGAUUUUUCUUAUAGUCAACAUUUUAUAGAAGUUAAAAGUAGGUUACCAACAUUUAACUUACAUGUUAGCCAAAUGCCAAACAGGAAAAUCUUGGCAAACUAAGAAUACAUUACAUUUUUAAUUUUUUUUAAAUCUUUUUUUUAAUCUUUUAGUACACAACCAAAUCCCUGUCCCUGUCCCAUAUUUUCAGUGCAAUUAAAUGAUCAGUUUACAACAAUGUGUUU